Molecule: messenger RNA, 1587 nt
Organism: Acyrthosiphon pisum (pea aphid)
Lineage: Eukaryota; Metazoa; Arthropoda; Insecta; Hemiptera; Aphididae
Exons: 6
Coding region: 497-1504 (335 amino acids)
Cellular component (GO): plasma membrane
Source: RefSeq, a predicted model, not a curated record
CAUAAAUUAAUAUUAGUGAAUUUGUGUAGUGGGGUAAGAUAAUAAAUUAGUAGCAUAGUUUGUAAAAUUUCGAGUUUUAAUUCAAUGAUGAUAUUGUGAAAAUAUGUCUUUAAACUUCAAUCCAGCGUGCACGGUGCACCUUGAAAAAGUUCGGACCAAUACAAUACAUUUUUAUUGUUAACAUUAUUUUUAUGUUGGCAACACUUGUAGCCGAGAAUGUUUAUUAGAGCUUGGCGCCCUUUAUACCCCAGUUCCAGAUAUUAUAGAUCGGGGCAAAGGCAAACGUGCUUUACUGCUUUCACGCACACUGGAGUCUAACAGUCUACUCAGCACCUAGUUAUUAUUAUUGCUUAGUAGUCGUGGUGUGUUUUGUAGUUCUAUAAUUCUCAUCAGGAGCACAUUUAAUACUUGGAUUGACACAGACUAACACCUACGCCAAAUAUAUUUAUUAAUAAUAACGAUAUUAUAUUAAUAAUUGUUUUAAAAAAUAUAGAACAUGGAUACUGUGACGGUUCAUUAUUGGCCAACGGAAGCACAGGGCUGCUUAUCGAUACAACCACUUACACUUUUCCUCACGAUCACGCUCCUACUUUCAUCGUGUACAACACUUAUGCUAUGCACAUCCGUUUGGACUAAUCAUUGGGAAAAUAUGGAAUGGGAUUUUCAAGAAGCAAUAUCAGUUUUGAAAACACAAAAUAAAUCGUCCAAAUGGUUGAAUAACGUAAAUACCGAAUGGCUAGUAAAUGGAAAUACAUUAAAAAUAACAAUUAACGCUGCAAAGCCAUCACCGGUAAAUAAUGGAGAUGCAUUAUUAGUUUUGGCUACAGCAAAUCAAUAUCAUCAAACGGAUUUUUACGACAUAAACCCACUAUUAUAUCAAACGGGGGAAAAGACUACAACAGUUAUACUUGCACCAAUGUACGGUGGAAUUUGGACUUUAUGUAUCUCUCUAACAGAAGAUCAGUUAGUACAACUGUAUCAAGAAACAAAUAAUAAAAUGGGAUCGGUGCUACCCAAAUGUGUCAAUUAUUUAUCUGAAGAACCCCAAGAAGAAGAGUAUUUUAAACCGGACUGGCAUCAUAGAAUGCAAAAUAUGUCAAUAUCAUGUGCAUUGGUGUGCAUUAUAAUAGUUAUUACUGCAUUAUUGAUUGGACUUUUUUCUAUUUUCCGCCAUCAAAUUAGUGCUAUGUUAAUCACUGCUGUGAUGUAUUCAUUAGCAGCAACUUUUGGUUUGUUUACAUUGGGAAUAAUGCACAAUAAACAUAACUCAAGAAAAACACAUAGCCAGAAUAAUUGCAAUCAAUCACUAGCACUUAUAGAUGGUAUGAUUAAUGCCGGUGGAAAUAUGUGUCAAACAAUGCAGUUUUGGGAACAAUUGCUGACUUCUAGAAUAUACUCACUAGGCUGGAGUGUAAAUAUGGGAUGGAUUGCAGUUAUUUUAUGUAUUUUAACUAGUAUUCUAUGGAUUAUUUUAUCUAAGAUAAUGAGAGUCAGCAUAAAAUAGUUGAGACACAAAAUCUGUUCAAUCUGUAUUCAAAUACCUAACAUACUAAACUAAAUAAUAUAAUAUUGGAUAAUAACUCAUUA